This is a messenger RNA of Mytilus californianus (California mussel), 952 nucleotides long. RefSeq names its product E3 ubiquitin-protein ligase TRIM71-like. Gene Ontology annotation, molecular function: zinc ion binding. The record is from RefSeq and is a predicted model, not a curated record. The transcript has 4 exons. Lineage: Eukaryota; Metazoa; Mollusca; Bivalvia; Mytilida; Mytilidae. The coding region runs from base 38 to 952 and encodes 304 amino acids.
CUUACCUGUGUGAUAAGUGUAUUUGCUUUCCGAUAAAAUGGCUCAGGCGGCGUCUAAAACAUGCGAGAUUUGCAUAAGUGCUUCAGGAUCGCAAUACUGCUUAGAAUGUGAACAAUACUUUUGUGAAAAUUGUAAAAUAUUUCACAAAAGACAGAAAGGCACAAUCAAUCACCAGUUUCAGUCGUCCUUAGACGUCAUUCCGGAAGGUAAAUCGAAAUGUCCGGACCACAAGGAAGACUUAUGUUUUCUAUGUAAUACCUGUAAUGUAGCAGUUUGUAGCAGUUGCGUGACCGGAAGUCACACAGGCCAUGCCUUUUCUAAGCUUAUGGACAGCAUAACAAAGUUGAAGGUGAAGAUUAAAAAAGACCUCCACAGAAAGGUACACGAAACAACCCAAAACUUGAAAAAGAUAGAAGAAGGUCUAAAGGCAUUUGAUGUAAACGUAGAAGUAGUAGUAAAAGCUAUAACAGAAGAAGGUACAAAUAUAAAGGCAAUGGUUGAUAAAUGCAUCGCAGAGAUGAUCGCAUCGGUCAAGGAUCAAUCCAAGACGGAAAAGGACAAAUUGACAAAGAUCAUGGCAGAUAGCAAAAUGGAUUUGAAGGCGGGAAGUGACAUAAGCAAUAAAAUAUAUGAACUCGAAAAGACACGAAACGAUGGACAAUUGUUACAGUCUUUACAGAAACUUACAAAUGACAUUGCAAAGCUGACGAUAGAGCCUAUAUCCGAGUUUCCGAACAUACAGUAUACUGCUAAGCCUGUAACAGAUAACGACAUCAAACAACUGUUUGGCAUCUUCAAAAUAAGUGGAGUACGUACACAACAUAUCGGAAACAGAGAGAAAGAAUUACCUAAACCAAAGAGUGAUUACGAACAGGAUACGAAACCAAAAGAGGAAGGAAAAUACCUGUACAGAUGUGAAUGGUGUGGAAAGGAAAAGAGAUCUAAUAUGUAA